Aplosporella prunicola CBS 121167 is the source of this 1656-nucleotide messenger RNA. RefSeq lists its product as uncharacterized. Bases 1 to 1656 code for a protein of 551 amino acids. The transcript has a single exon. NCBI's taxonomy places the organism in Eukaryota, Fungi, Ascomycota, Dothideomycetes, Botryosphaeriales, Aplosporellaceae. The record is from RefSeq and is a predicted model, not a curated record.
AUGACCACGACGGAAAACAAUCUUGGAAACUCUACCUACGAACCGCUCGAGGACAAGGAUCUCGCAUUUGGAAUACCAACGAAGAAGCGGAUAUUUUCACUGAAAGAUACAGCAGCGAUUUUCAUCUGCCUGUCAUGCUCAGCUGUAUCUCUGCUUUCCAUCUACCACCAAGGAAUCUCGCUCUAUCUAGGCGAGGCAAAUCAACUAAUCAUUGUCGGCUUUUUGUUGAGCAUUAUGGCAAUCUGUACGAAUCGACAAAUUGCUUUGGCAUCACUUUACUAUGAGGCAAUGCACGAGAAGCCAACUUUACAAUCUUUUGAUGCCCUCUUAAGAAGAAACUAUAUGGGAAGUAAUAUCAAGCUGAAGGUCAGGAUCAUUCUGCUAUUCCUCGCGGCUUUGCCUAUUGAACUCAGCAUCGGAUAUAAGAAAUUUGUCAAUGGCUCAACCAUAUCAAGAAUUGGAGGAUCAAAUGGGAAGUUUGGAUUGAUCGCUGCACCAGGAGAUCAAAAAACUGGCCUGGGCUUUACAUUAAUCUCGGAUGUCUACGGCCCUUUCUGGAAGAGCCCUGGGUUCCCAAAAACCUAUGGAUACAACCUUCUCACCGCAUCAAAUACAACUAGCGCUAUUUUGGAUGGACCAUUUCCCGAUUACGUCCAACACAUUCAAUCAACUAUAGCGACCGAGGAGUGGGUUGCCAUUACCACGGAUGUUAACGCCACAGUAACCCAAAGCCAUUCUUUAUCGGAAGAGGAACGUAGCGACAAGACAUUCUGGCAAAACACGUAUACUGCAUACCUGCAAUAUCGCUUUCCAAAAGCCUGGAACACCAAAGACAUGUUGGACGGGCAAAAUAUUGGUCUUAUGCUCAGCGAAAACAUGUUUAACAUGUCGCAGGCCUUUAUUGGAAUCUGGAACACCACUCAAAAUGAGACUUUCGAAUCAACUACAGAGCGCGUUUUUACAUCUCGCCGCCGUUGCCGCGGCACUUGGAACAUUACGAGUACAUCCAUCACGCUAUCCUCUGCCGCGAUUCUGGAAAGUGAGGAAACUGCAUUACAAAGAACCAACCAGAGCUUGAUCCAAAACAAUCUUCUGGAGAUUUCCAACCUCUUCUAUCUGCUCAUCGGAGAGUAUAAUUGGCGCUCAAAUCCAAGGAUAUCCAACUUGAGAGUGAACAUGGCUCCGGCUCUUGUCAACGCCAUGAUAUGGGCAAGAGUAGUAUCAAUGGAUGGGCCACUAGACAACAUCAGUGCGGAUCCAGAAGCAGUGCAACAAGAAUGGCUUGAUUCUACUUCAUAUACCAAAGCAUCAGACGAAAUUAGCACUGAGAAGAAACGGAGAACCCUAAGACGGCACCCUGUUCUUGGGGUCGUCCUAGUUGUGAAUCCGUUUCUCACUGUUGUUGCCAUAAUUCUUAAGGUUGCAUGGUAUAAAGCCCCGGUUUCUGAUGGAUUUAAUACAGUUGCUAUUCUGGCUAGUUUACAUGGAAAAGAUGCCUCCAUCCUAAGUGGUGCCGGGCUUUCAGGAGAGCUCCAAAAGCCAAUCGGGAUAGGCUUUAGAACAGAAAGUUGUAAAGGAGCGAGCGAGCUUGUGCGAGUCUUUUUACACGAGCCUGGGUAUUCUACAAGGCUGUCACGGGGCCAGGUUUACGGAUAG